GUUAAAGGGCAAUAAAUUCAUUCAUGCUCAGCGUGACUCAUAUGAGGCGGUGGUGGUGGCGAGAAGACUGCUCUCCAAAAUGCACGGGCGACUCAAAGUGAAGACUACAGCCGAGCAGCAAGAAGCAAAGAGGAAGGAAAGAGAGAAGAAGCUUAAACUAUACACUGGGGCAACACAGAGGGUGUUUCAAAAGAGGAAGGACGGAGAGUUUGAUGAUGAAGCCCUGGAGCUUACCAGCCAACUGCUCUCAGCCAACCCGGACUUCUACUCUCUCUGGAAUUACCGCCGGGAAAUAUUCCUGAAUCUCGCUGAAAGCAGGGAAUCACAGGAGAUGCAGGACCGAUACAGCAAGGAGCUGGUGUUCCUGGAGUCCUGCUUGAUGGUCAACCCCAAGUCUUACGGGUCGUGGCACCACCGGGGCUGGGUCCUGGACCACAUGCCGGAACCAGACUGGAAACGGGAGGUGGCGCUGUGCAAUCAAUACCUGGAGUACGACGAGCGGAACUUUCAUUGCUGGGACUACCGUCGCUUCGUGGUGUCCAGGGCCAAGGUCCAGCCGGCCGAGGAGCUCAAGUUCAGCGACGCCAAGAUCACCAGCAACUUCUCCAACUACUCCUCCUGGCACUACCGCAGCAAGCUGCUGCCCUUGCUGCAUCCGGACCCGGAGAGCAAGGGGCGGGUUAAGGAGGACAUCCUGCUGCAAGAAUACGAACUCGUACAGAACGCUUUCUUCACAGAUCCCAACGACCAGAGUGCCUGGUUCUACCACAGAUGGCUGCUUGGGAGAGCCGACAAACCCCAGAGCAUAAGUCUCUUGUAUGCUGGCCGAGACCCUUGCCGGAUUGUGGCCAUUUUUGCUCAGCCUAUCAAACUCGGCAAGGACCACACAACAGCAUCUGUGACAGUGAAUGGUAACAGCAUCUCCGGAAUGUGGAGAAACUCACGAGGAUUACAAAAGCAUGCCUUGGUUUGGAUAUUUGAGAUGAACGCCGAUGUAUUUGCUUCCAAAGACUCCCAUGAAGUUUGUCUUUCAACAGAAGAACCGCGUGUGUCCAGACAAUGUACCCUUCCAGCAGGUAAAUAAGAAAUGCCAGUAUCUGCUUUCACCAGAGACUAAAGCACAAAUCCCUUCAGAUUAAUUUUGCAAGCUUGGGUUGGCCAAUGCCGUCAUGUGUGGAUGGCCUUGAUCUCAAGUUUUAAUGCUUAACUCCGGGAUUCUUUUGACCGCUACUGCUGGGCUGCGGUAUGCCCAGUAUGCAA
Messenger RNA from Acanthaster planci (crown-of-thorns starfish), 1260 nucleotides. RefSeq names its product geranylgeranyl transferase type-2 subunit alpha-like. Gene Ontology annotation, biological process: protein geranylgeranylation. The record is from RefSeq and is a predicted model, not a curated record. Lineage: Eukaryota; Metazoa; Echinodermata; Asteroidea; Valvatida; Acanthasteridae. Gene Ontology annotation, molecular function: zinc ion binding; Rab geranylgeranyltransferase activity; protein binding. Gene Ontology annotation, cellular component: cytoplasm; Rab-protein geranylgeranyltransferase complex.